AUGGCAGGGCCGGAGCCACCAGAGGCAUACACGCCAACAGUACUAGACUAUUUAAACAAGGACUGUUGGCGCGUUGUGCUUAAAUAUGUGCCUAUCAGAGACAUCAUAUGCACGGAGCGAGCUAGCCGCCGCUGGCAAAAAGCGAUGCUGGCAUACUUACGAGAAGUACGUAUCGGUAUAGAAAGCUUAGGGUUCCGGUUCAGUAAGGAGCUUUUCAAUUUCCGUAGCAUAAGGCAAUGGGAAAUUCCUGAACAUUCAUUUGAGAAAUGGACCUACAAACUAGGCGCAUCAGUGGUGGCCAUUUACUGCGUUUCACAGGAGAUGUUACAAACAAUCAAUAAAAACUGUCCACAUAUAGAAGUUCUUAUAAUUUACGAUCCAGAAGAAAAAUUGUUACUAAGAAAUCAAAUUAAAAACUUAGAUCACCUGCGAAAGCUUUCCUUCCAAAAAUGUUAUUCUAUCUCGGACCAAUGUAUCAGUAAAUUUAUUGGCAGCAAAGCCUUAGAAGAAUUGAGAGUCGUCCAUAAUGAACAAGUGACUGGUCAAUGUUUGACUAAUAUAGAGCCGAGGAAACUAAAGUCCCUUACAUUAGACUCUUGUCGAUCUUUACAGUACCAUCACUUGGAAAUAGCCUGUCAUAGUUUCAAUGAGCUGACAAGGCUCGAGCUUAACGAUCUUCCUAUCCAAUUAUACAAACACAUACCUUUGCUCUUAGAGAAUUUGCUUAAAUUAGAAGUUUUGAGUAUAAUUGAGUUUGAGUUUGAUUUCUUAGAGAAUGACAAAAAAUAUUAUAGUUCUAUCUGCAAACUUAGCAGCUUAAAGAAUUUGCGUCUGCAUUCGCAGAAUAUAACAAACGAGGACUUGGAAACAGUGACACGGUGCUGCAAGGAGCUCCGAUCAUUGGAUGUAAAGGUUUAUUCCUUUAGUGACUUAGAUGCUCGCUGCUUGACGACGAUCUGUCUUAAUGCUGGAGCGCGCCUGACUACACUAGGUUUCACAAACUGUAACAACCUGACCGAUGAAGACUUAAUACACUGUAUUCGCACCUGUCCUAAUCUCACGUUGCUAGACGUCAGCGCCUGCUGUCUACUAACGCCGAAUUUGUUGGGGCAAGCAGCGGCUGCGCGACGUGAGAUGCGUCUGCAUAAUCCCCUACGUCUUUUUGUGGACGAUACUUCCAUGAACGACCAUUAUGGGAUGGACUUCAAAGAGUUGGUAGUAGAUCGCUGCAUAUGUUCUCACAAGAUUUGGAGUUGAUUCAUCUAUAAAU
Molecule: messenger RNA, 1270 nt
Organism: Cydia strobilella
Lineage: Eukaryota; Metazoa; Arthropoda; Insecta; Lepidoptera; Tortricidae
Exons: 7
Coding region: 1-1257 (418 amino acids)
Cellular component (GO): cytoplasm
Source: RefSeq, a predicted model, not a curated record